AAUUGCAUUUACCGGUUGUUUACAUGUGUGUUUUGGUUUUUGCUAAAAUCAAACAAAUUUUAAUUGAUAAAUGAUAAUUGAUAACAGUUAAAUUUGUGUAAAUCAUGUCUGCUGACUACGCGGACUUGUGCUCGGCCAUACUGGAACAGUGCUUUGGCAAGGUGGUGCAGUCUGUGGCCGACUGCCUCUUCUCGGCGACCACGCGCACGUUGUCUCAAAUAGUGAGCAGCACCAAUUUCUCGAGAAAGGAAGUGGGACUCGCGCUGUCUGUGCUGAUUAAGUUCCGGCUGGUUAAUUUUGAACCCUCCAAAAGCAAUGCCUACCUUCCUGAGUACUCCUUAAGGCGGGAAGACGUAAUCUGCUUGCUUCGCUAUUCCCGCUAUAUACAUUUGGUACAGUCGAAGUAUGGGAAUGUUGGAGCAUCAAUUGCAGAGGAGCUGCUGAAUUCUGGUUCUGACACAGCAACAAGUAUUCUGUUGAAAUGUUUGUCCAAUGGCGAAAAUAAAUCGGAAACUGCCGAGAGCUAUAAGAAUACACUUCUUAAAAUGAUUGCGGAUCAUUAUAUCAUUAAGUCACCCGAGUUGAUCACGAGUGAGGAGGGAGAUGAUUUGGUACCAAGAUUCCUGACCAACGAGUGCGAUUUCUUUGUGCCUCCCAUCAUUGAUUUGCAGCUGCUGGCCAAGAUUCAAAAAGGCGAGUCCACGUUCUCAAAUGCUCAAGACGGUGCCAUGGUGUGGCACUUGAACUAUGAUAGAUUCCAUCAGGAGUUCAGGGAUGACAUUAUGAAAAUUGCCAUUGAGCGAAAACUGGGUGAAAAUGCGGCCGAAUGUUUUCGAUUUAUUCUGAAUAUAAUGUACAAUACCACAGAUCCUUGGCAGAGGAGGGUGUCCAAUCAAGUUACCUAUGUGGAAAUCAAACAGACAAUUGAGAGGAAAUCAAAUAAUUUGGACCUAUUGAAGCAUCUCGAUCAAUAUAUCGCCUUGAUCACGGACGAUUCACUUGGUUUUCUGCGAAAAGUUGGCGACAUGGGCGGUGGACAAUAUGUGGUCGAUAUGGAGAGCUCAUUUGAGUCCUUGGCUUUUGCUUGCGUCGAGUCUGUGAUUACCGAACGCUUUGGCUCGAAGGCAGCGCGCAUCUUUCGAGUGAUUCGGUUCAAGAAGUUCAUUGAGCAAGAGGAUUUGCAAAAGGAGGCUAUGAUACCGGCAAAGGAGGCCAAAUCUCUUGCUUACAAUCUGUUCCAGGAGCAAUUUAUACAUGUGAAGGUUAUAAAAAAGGCCGGCGGAGGAGGCAGUGGACCAGCCAAGGCUUUCUAUCUCUUCCAGAUAAAGACGAAAGAUACUGUAAGAAUGCUGCUGGACGUUUGCUACAAAGCACUAUACAACAUUAUAAGACGCUCGAAUUUUGAGAAAAGUGAACACAAGGGAUUGAUUGAGAAAUCGCAACGACUUGACAGCAUUGUGGAAACUAUGAAAGAACGCGGUGAAUCAGAGGAUUAUAUUGCAGAGAUUGUGGAAACGUUUACGCCGCCUGAGUGUGAAAUUCUCAAUAAGGUGAAGCAUCGCAUUAAAACCUUAUCGAAAGCUGAGCUUACGCUGGACGACACGAUAUUCCUAUUACAAAUGUAUCAACAUCAUUGCACAACUUUGCCAACGGGCAUUCAGAAAUUUAAAUAAACGUUACGUAUUUUGAAUUGGUUGUGAAC
Molecule: messenger RNA, 1702 nt
Organism: Drosophila nasuta
Lineage: Eukaryota; Metazoa; Arthropoda; Insecta; Diptera; Drosophilidae
Gene: Polr3C
Product: RNA polymerase III subunit C
Exons: 5
Coding region: 105-1673 (522 amino acids)
Biological process (GO): DNA-templated transcription
Cellular component (GO): RNA polymerase III complex
Molecular function (GO): single-stranded DNA binding
Source: RefSeq, a predicted model, not a curated record